AUGCCGUACGCGAAUCAACCGAUCGUGCGAAUCGAGGAAAUCAAGGAUGAGAACUGCAAAUUUUCAAUCGAAAACACUGAUCUUUCCGUAGCGAACGCCCUGCGACGCGUCUGGCUCUCGGAAGUGCCCGUGCUCGCUAUUGACUGGAUUCGAAUUGAAGAGAAUACUACUGUGCUGAUUGAUGAGUUCAUCGCCCACAGACUAGCGUUGAUACCACUUCACUGCGAGGAAGUCGUCGAAAAGAUGCAAUAUAUUCGGGACUGCAGCUGUGAUAAUUUUUGCAACGAUUGCACGGUAGAAUUUACCCUUGAUGUCACAUGCGAAACGGAAGCGACUCGUACAGUAACGACUGCUGAUCUUAUGUCUGGAAACCCAGCAGUUCAACCAGCCUUGGGGAAAAGUGACGACGACUAUAAUCGUGAUAGCAAUCAAAUUUUGAUCGUCAAACUUCGAAAGGGUCAAACAUUGAAACUUACCGCUCACGUUAAGAGUUGA
This is a messenger RNA of Oikopleura dioica, 495 nucleotides long. The record is from the annotation of a GenBank genome assembly. Lineage: Eukaryota; Metazoa; Chordata; Appendicularia; Copelata; Oikopleuridae.